GUACACACAGAUAAAAUUAUUCCGUAGUAAGCGCUGUCUUCAGGCAUCAUUUAUUAAUUUUCAAACUGGUGCGAAAAAUACUUUCAUGUCAAUACUUGCUCGUACACGAUUAUAUCGUUUUAUUCGCGCGUUUCAUAUUCCGAUAAAAUAUUUAUGAGAAAAUCAAUAUUCUACUUUGAUUUUAUUUAUUAGAAGAAUAGUCGUUAUCUCUAACCUAAAGCCUGCUGUAUCCAGACGAUUUGGAAGGUGAAUCUACUGACAUGUUACAUUCGGAGGAUCUUAGUGAGCAAGAAUUAGAGACAUUGAGAGGCGAUGCCAUAGGCAACAACCUCUGCAGCAGCAAAUGGAUAAUCAAUACUUUGAUGUCUCUAUGUGAGAUACAUGAAAAUGGUUGGACAGAAGAGCUAGAAAAUCAGCUUUGUAUUUUGUGGGACUUGAGUAUGGAAGAGGAUGUAGUAUCGUAUCUUAUGUCACAUGAUUUUCUAAAAAUAGCAAAGAACAUAUUGGAGAUUUAUGAUCAACCACGAUUGAUUGAAAUAAUUUUAGGUAUCAUUGGAAAUAUAUGUUGUAGCAAUGAAAUAAUUGAUACAAUAGGCUAUGAUAGAGAUCUUGUUACACAGAUUCUGAGUCGCUUGACAUCUGAUGACACGCCAAUAUUAAUUCAACUUCUCAGAAUUUUACAAUUAAUUGCAUGCAAAAUUCGAGGAAAUCCUCAAUCAAAUUGGGUGGCACAUUUUAUGGAAUGUGAAUUUUUUGGAGAUUCCAUAAUUUUCAUAUUAAAUAGUUCUACCAUUGAUGACUUAUUAAUGGCAGUAAUGAAUUUCCUCGAGUCUAUAUCUCAUAUAAGUUUGCCACAUAAAGACAAUUUCUUGAAAAUAUUGUUCAAGAUGGACAAUUUGAUUCAUGCAUUGUUAGAAUCAUUCAUGCAAGUUAUAUCAGUGGAAAAACUCAGUUAUUCCAAGGCAGAAAUGAUGUUUAUUGAACAUUGGUUGAAAGUAUUAAUUGUCAUAAUAGAAUUAGGCUUACUUAAAUUUGAGGACUUUGAAAAUGACGAAAAAUUUUCGAAAUUAAUGGAUAUUAUGUAUAGGAUAUUAAAAUCCUAUAAAGAAUCACAUAAUUUAUUUCCAAUCCGGGAAUUAAAUGCUAACGUAAUUAAUGAAACUAUGCGUAUAUUAUUAAGUUUUCAUUGCUGUGAUGUAGAUAUCCCAUCAAAAAUAGAUUACUUAAUAGUGACUAUAAUUUAUUACCUUAAAAAAGAUUCAGAUAUAGGACAAGAAGAGCUAGAUCCAGAAGAGCGAAUGAUCAUGCUUUCACAUAAUCUGAAUCAAUACUGGUUGCAGAUUAUUGAACUUUGUACCAGUGAUUAUAUCGCAGAAAUAUUCCAUCAAUGCAAACACGAAGUUCGUGAAUAUUUAAUAGAUCUUGUGCAGUCUGAAUCUAAAGUGACACCUGCGGUACUUGAAAAAGUAAAAAAAGCUGCUGAUAAAAAUUGUGAAAGAUUUUCUAAUGUAUAAUAUGUAAGACAGAAAGUAAAUGUCUUUAUUUUUGUACAAA
Molecule: messenger RNA, 1554 nt
Organism: Cataglyphis hispanica
Lineage: Eukaryota; Metazoa; Arthropoda; Insecta; Hymenoptera; Formicidae
Product: protein saal1
Exons: 6
Coding region: 261-1514 (417 amino acids)
Source: RefSeq, a predicted model, not a curated record